Didymella exigua CBS 183.55 is the source of this 1548-nucleotide messenger RNA. Its product is annotated as nucleoside hydrolase. The coding region runs from base 43 to 1341 and encodes 432 amino acids. Lineage: Eukaryota; Fungi; Ascomycota; Dothideomycetes; Pleosporales; Didymellaceae. The record is from RefSeq and is a predicted model, not a curated record. Gene Ontology annotation, molecular function: purine nucleosidase activity. Gene Ontology annotation, biological process: purine nucleoside catabolic process. Gene Ontology annotation, cellular component: cytosol. The transcript has 5 exons.
CGACGUUCCUUUUUUGAUUUUCCAAUAUAGACGGUAGACAAAAUGGCACCCAACAAAGUUAUCAUAGACACAGACCCUGGCGUUGACGAUGUCAUCGCUAUGCUUCUUGCCUUUUCGGCGAAGCCAGAUGAGUUGGAUAUUCUCAUGCUGAGUUUGACGUUUGGCAACGUCGAUGUUCAAAGCUGUCUGAGAAACGUUGUAACGUUGUUCCACUAUAUUGAAAAAGAGAGAGCAUGGCGGGAGAGCCAAGGCAGACCGAAGGGCUUUGAGACCCUGGAUAUGCGGAAACCAAUCGUCGCUGUCGGAGCUACUAAGCCUUUGGCAGAGCAUAUGAUGGUCGCGGACUUCUUCCAUGGUAUUGACGGGCUCGGAGGUAUCCACAACAGCCAUCCUCACCUCAGCCCUGCAGAAACAUGGAGGUCCCUCUUCAAGCCUAUUCCAGAGAAUCUGUCCCCUGAGGAUGCAGCUGAGCUGCAAGCUGUCAAGGAUCAACAUUCGCUUUUUGAGCCAUCUCUAAAGCCUGCUCAUGAGCAAAUGCUUGAGCUGCUGCGGGACAAUGAGCCGGACACGAUCACCAUCGUAGCUGUUGGUCCGCUUACGAACCUUGCUCUGGCGGCUGCUAAGGAUCCUGAGACUUUCCUGAGGGUAAAGGAAGUCGUUGUCAUGGGUGGUGCAAUCGAUGCACCCGGGAACAUGACACCUGGUGCCGAGUUCAACACGUACGCAGACAGUGUAGCCAGCGCUCGCGUCUUCGCCUUAACCAAUCCCAACCCACAAACGACUAUGCCCCCAACCCUAAGCGGUAAGGGCCAGCUCCCGCCAUACCCCGAGAAGCUGUCCCGUCCACUGAAGCUGAAGCUAUUCCCACUUGACACAACAGAGCAACACAUGCUCCCACAAUCGCUCUACACUACCCACACGACCCACUCGUCCCUCAUUAACUCCCCUCUCACAGACUGGUCCACACUUUUUCUGCUCACUACAUUCAAGAAACUCCUCUCCCUGAAUCCCAACCAAGACGCCUCCAAGCUCGGUCUCCAACUCCAUGACCCGCUGUGCAUAUGGUACGCCUUGAAUACAACCCGCUCGGGAUGGGAGUUCAAGACCGAAGAUGUGAGGAUUGAAACAGCCGGACAGUGGACGAGGGGGUGUUGUAUUGUUGAUCGGAGGGGCAGGCCGGUGACGGAGCGGACGACUGAAUUAGAUGACGAGGUGGUGGGAGAUGCAGGAUGGUGGGGAGACAGUAGGAGGGGAAACAGAGUGAGCUGGUGUACAAAUAGUCCAGGAACGGAGGCUUUCGCACACGAGCUACUAGAGAGGGUUUUUGGGAAGAUCGAGUAAAGAGUUUGGAUGGGAAAGAACGGCACGUAAGGAUACGGGAGGCUGCUCUUGCAUCGAGAAUGGGCCUUUUUUUUUACCCAUCAAGGCUCCGUCGAGUGUGAAGAUAUGCGUCCUUUGCGGGAUAAGUAAACCCAUAUGCGUUGCCAUGCGGCAAUUUCGAGGCUUCAUCCCUAAGAUCUAGGAUGUAAUUGUCAACGGUGUGAGCGA